CAAUAUUUCACACGUUUUGGUGAUAAGACACAAACGGUGGUCCACUUGGAUGACCGGCUAAGAGAAGAGAUCCGCGAUUUGAACGCCUUUUACGACACAAGUUGUCUCGUUUUGGUGGAUAAGUUGCCCUCAAAUUGUUGUCGAAGAAGUGAUGAUUGCAUGAGUAGUGAGUCCAUUACGGAUGCAUUGUUUCAAUCAGACCACAAGACUAAGUGUCAUAUGAAUGGCCAAUCUAAGGAUGUCAUAAUUGGUGAUAUUGUUGGUGGAAGUGGUGGAGUGAGUGACCCAAUGGCCACAAAUGGUCUUAAGAUAGCAGACAAGUGUUUGGAUAAAGUGGACGAUAGUUGCGCGAAGAGUGAGAGGAAAUAUGUCUGCGAUUACAUGUCAUGUGAUAAGAGUUAUACCGAUAUAUCACACCUAAAAAGGCAUCAAUUAAUACAUUCCGGACGUGUGUAUCGGUGCGGAUGUGAUGGCUGUAGCGCAACGUUCACGAGUCCUCAAUACCUGGACAGACAUGUCAAGAGACAACACCCGAAAUAUCAGUGCGACUGUAAGACAGGUAUUAUCACUUCUCGAGGACACCAACAAAUGAAAGCGAAGACUAAUGACAAGGGAAUGGAAGACGUGGUGGAGCCGUUUACUACUAAACCCACAGAAAGUAGAUCUCAAAAGAAAAUGCCGGAAGAAUGCGAUUGGAGUGAUGAAGACAUGGAUGAUAAUAGUGAACCAAAAGGCAGUGCGAGUGUUAGUAAAUACCGAAAAGUUGACGGAAAAUACAUUUGCGAUAUCAAUAGCUGUCAUAAGAAAUACGCCGAUCGGCGCAGUCUUCGUGAGCACCAAAUGUCUCAUUCGGGCAAAAGAUUUUACUGUUAUAUCGAGAACUGUUGCAAACAUUUUGCUCACAAAUCUUCACUCAGAAUCCAUUUAAAGACUGGAAAUCAUGUGUUUGGACAGCCGUUCGCCUGUGUCUAUGAAUGCGGUUUCAAUAUAAAUGAUAGAAAGGGUUUAGAGGAACACAUAAUGAGCUGUCCGUCCACUGAAUUGCAAGUGAAGCCAAUGAAUGACCAGACAGUGAACACAAUGUCUGAUAAGUCAGUGCCGCAGAAGACUCACCAUUCCGUUGAUAUAUCUUUGCCAAUGAAUAGUACAUCAGAAGUGAUGGAUAGUAAAGAUGAAGAUUAUUUCGAUUUUGAUAUGGGAUUUGAUAUGAAUGGUGACAAUGAUAGCAGUGCUGAUGAAGAGCCCAUCGCUAACCGAAUCAGUGAUAAAACGAGUGAUAAGUUGUCUACAAAUGAACAAAAGGUAUCCGAAUUAAGUGGAGGUCAACACAGCCUUCGCUGUGACUUUGAGGGCUGUUCUGCAAAGUUUAACUCAAAGCACAACCUCUUGUGCCACAAACGCAUACACAUCGGGAAGGAUUUGGUGUGCGGUUUCAUUGGAUGCGACUUCAAGACUAAGAUCAAUAGUAAUCUUCAUCGACACAAACAGAUUCAUCGGUCGGCUACCGAAACAGAGACCUAUGUCUGCGAUUAUAUUGGUUGCGGCAAAGAGUUCAGUAAUAGAUCAUACCUUUUAGUGCAUAAGAGGAGCGUUCAUUCGGGGCGAAGGUAUGCGUGUGAGUGGCCGGGCUGUUCAUCAACGUUCACGUGCCCACGCAAUCUCACC
Messenger RNA from Oppiella nova, 1665 nucleotides. Lineage: Eukaryota; Metazoa; Arthropoda; Arachnida; Sarcoptiformes; Oppiidae. The record is from the annotation of a GenBank genome assembly.